UUUCUGCAAAUGUGUACGAAGCCGGUAGUUUUGAACGAUAGAACCAGCGGUUGAACGCGAGUUCCGGGGAUUCAAGGGGCAUGUCACGGACGUACACCUCAGUUCUGAUGGCAAACAACUUGAUGGAACCAGCGGUUGAACGCGAGUUUAGAGGAUUCAAGGGGCAUGUCACGGACCUACACUUCAGUCCUGAUGGCAAACAACUUGUGGCGAGCGGAGCCGACCACCACCUCAUGCUGUGGCACCUCAAAGAAGAAAAGCGAGCACUCAAGUUGGAGGGCCACAAGGACAGCGUGUUCGCGGUUCGGUUUGCGCCCUCCGGCCAGUGCCUGGCGUCUGCGUCACGUGACACGACCGUCCGCUUCUGGAUCACAAACACAAAGUACGAGUGCAAGGUGCUCAAGGCACACACGGCGGCGGUCCGGUCUCUCGAUUUCUCUCCCGACGGCCAGAGCUUGGCGACGGCGUCUGACGACAAGACCGUGAAGGUGUGGUCGGUGCAGAGGCAACGCGUCGUCUGCUCGCUUGCUGAACACGCCAACUGGGUGCGAAGCGUCAGGUUCUCGGCAGAUGGACGCCUGUUGGCCACCUGCGGCGACGACAAGACGCUGAGGUUGUGGGACGCGUCGUCCAAGAUGUGCCUCCACUGCUUCGCCGAUCUCGGAGGGGCUCUCCGCUGCGCCGAGUUCCACCCGAACGGCUUCCUCGUGGCCGUCGGAGGCAUGGACUGCGUGGUCCGCUGCUACGACGUUCGCAACUUCAAGCAGCUCCAGGAGUACGCGGCGCACGAGGGCCCCGUGACGUCACUCUCGUUCCACCCUGGAGGCGAGCACCUGCUCACGGGCUCGGCGGACUCGCUGGUGCGCCUCUUCGACAUCGCCAAGGGGAGGCUGCUAUACACGCUCGGCACUCGGCUGAAACCAGUGAAUGUGGUGAGCUUCUCUGACGAUGGAAGCUACUUUGCAACCGGUGGCCAGGAUAAUCAGGUGUUUUUGUGGAAGACCGGCUGCGACAGUUCUGACAAAGAGAACGGCGGAGACGUUCCUUCACCCAAAGUCUCGCUCGAAGUACUCAGGGAGCUUCCAGACUUGGCCACUACGCGACCCAGCAAGCCGGCCUCCGACCAGGAGACUACAGCCAGUCACAAGAUGCAGCAAACAGUGGACAAGCUGACGUCACAACUGUUGGCGCUGUCGCAGACGGUUUCUGUCCUGGAGGAGCGACUGGGCGCGGCCGAGGACAGAAUACGAGAGCUGUCGUCUGCUUCCUGCGAUCCUUCCCCGCCCACCGCCUGAGAGUCGGCGGACCUAAACACUCUGACGUGCACGGACAUGCGUUUCCCGAAGUAGCGCUUUUGGGCCGCCUGCGUCGUUUACAACAAUUUAGGGUCCAUGGGAACAGGAAUGACUGGCAUGUUUUUUUAGGCCAAAAACCUUGUUUUUUAUUUCCGUAAAUUUUAUGGCGAUGAUUAUAGCUGACAGUAUUUCGGUGCACAAACUUUUUUUUAAAAUAAAUUUGAAGGGAAUAAUUAUUAAAUAGAAAAAGACACGAAAUAAAAGUUUCUAACGAACCCUUUUCUAACUUUUAUAUGUUUUUUUAGAUAAUAUAUUGUUUUACCCUGCAUUCUCCACAUUUCUUUCUUUAUGUUUAAAAUAGAAUUUAUUCAGGUUUAGUUUAUGCCUGUGUGUCAGUGUUUGUGUAUGUGCUUCAGAGCGAUGAAGUUUAUACCCUUUUCUUUCUGUUUUUUUUGUUGUCUGUUUGCACAUUCUCAUGGUUUCCAAAUUUGUGUGUUCGAAAAGU
This is a messenger RNA of Ixodes scapularis (black-legged tick), 1800 nucleotides long. Its product is annotated as POC1 centriolar protein homolog A. Gene Ontology annotation, molecular function: protein binding. The transcript is spliced from 14 exons. The record is from RefSeq and is a predicted model, not a curated record. Lineage: Eukaryota; Metazoa; Arthropoda; Arachnida; Ixodida; Ixodidae. Bases 81 to 1295 code for a protein of 404 amino acids.